AGGGAAAAGUUUAGUUUGUUUCGCUAAGUGGAUAACAAUGAAACAAAAGAGAAUAUUGAUAAUAGUGUCCCAUGAGACACCUCACAACUAAGAUUUCUUGUAACUUUGGUUUUUCUUGAAACUUCCCACCAUAACUAACUACAUAUACUGUAUUACACAAGCAUGGACCCGAUUAUUCUUACAAUAUUUUUGUAAGAAACUCUAAGUUGUCAUCUACCAUCCUUAGCUACAACUAUAUAUUAUAUUAUUAUAUACAUUAUACUAAUUCCCCCUAACUAUAAAUAUGUACAUAAUUAACCUAUAUAUGUACCUAGACACACCCCUCUCCCUUUCCCUCUCCUUCUUCCUCCUCUACUAAGCUUUUCUUGGUAUUGGUAGUAUUCGCAUAAGUUGAAGGUUUCUACAUUGAAAAUACAUAUUAAGCUAAAGAUUUAUUCAUAUAAUGGGUUUGAAAGAUAUUGGAUCCAGAUUGCCACCAGGGUUUCGGUUUCAUCCAAGCGAUGAAGAGUUGGUUUGUCACUAUCUUUGCAACAAGAUAAGGGCCAAAUACGACCAAGGUGAUGUUGAGGAUGAUGACGCUGAUGAAGCCUUGAAUGGUGCUACUGAUCUUGUGGAGAUUGACUUGCAUACUUGUGAGCCGUGGCAGCUUCCUGAUGUGGCAAAGCUGAAUGCAAAAGAAUGGUAUUUCUUCAGUUUCCGCGAUAGAAAAUAUGCGACUGGAUAUCGUACAAAUAGAGCGACAAUAAGCGGAUACUGGAAAGCAACAGGUAAAGAUCGGACGGUGAUGGAUCCACGAACAAGCCAAUUGGUAGGGAUGAGGAAAACACUGGUCUUCUACAGAAACAGAGCACCAAAUGGGAUCAAAACUACUUGGAUCAUGCACGAGUUCCGUCUUGAGUGUCCUAACAUGCCACCUAAGGAAGACUGGGUUUUAUGCAGAGUGUUCAACAAAGGCAGAGACUCAACACUACAAGACACUAACAAUGAACAUCAGACGCAAAGAUUUGAAGUUAAUGACGCUCCGGAUCUUAUUUACAAUAAUCAGUCGCAGCCUCUACUAUUAUCCCCUCCUUCCAACACAAUCGACCCUCCACACCAUCAUGAUCAGUGGGAGCAGCUAAUAAAGCAGCCUUCAAGGAGCACCGACCAUCCCUAUCAUCACAAUUGUCAACAUCAAACCGUAGCAUGUGGUUGGGAGCAGAUGAUGAUUGGUUCGAUGUCGUCAUCGUCAAGCCAUGGCCCUGAUCACGAGUCCUUGCUAAAUUUGCUUUACGCCGACAACAAGAACAGUGUCAACAUCACUGAUGAUAAUUAUGGACAUAACUAUGGGAAGAUAUUGCUGUCGUCAGACAUCACGAGUUUGGAUCAUGACAAGACAUGUAUGGCGUCAUCAUCCGAUGGUGGUAUGGUCUCUGAUCUUCACAUGGAAUGUGGUGGCUUGAGUUUCGAGACCGAGAAUCUCCUCGCUUUCCAGUGAAAACAUACUAACGAAGGUUUUUACAUAUAUUCGCCGAUUUAUUGAUUCGUGAAAUAUGCAUAUAUAUUAUCUAUAGACUUGUCAAAUAUCAUACAUGUAAGUUGUGUGGCUUUUGGGUAUAAGAUUUGUGAAACUAGCUAGGUUAUUUAGGAGGUUGUUAUAAAUAGUGUGCUUUUUUAGGGUUUUUUUUUAAAUUAAUACGUGAACACAUUUAUACUAUAAAUAUUAUUGUCAUAAUUAGUUUCUUAAUUUGUAAAUAAUACUCUGAAUAUUCAUCAUAUAUAUUGUCAGUCAUCUUUCAUUAA
Messenger RNA from Brassica napus (rape), 1782 nucleotides. RefSeq names its product NAC domain-containing protein 21/22. The record is from RefSeq and is a predicted model, not a curated record. Gene Ontology annotation, molecular function: DNA binding. NCBI's taxonomy places the organism in Eukaryota, Viridiplantae, Streptophyta, Magnoliopsida, Brassicales, Brassicaceae. The transcript is spliced from 3 exons. The coding region runs from base 443 to 1477 and encodes 344 amino acids. Gene Ontology annotation, biological process: regulation of DNA-templated transcription.